Molecule: messenger RNA, 5152 nt
Organism: Fragaria vesca subsp. vesca
Lineage: Eukaryota; Viridiplantae; Streptophyta; Magnoliopsida; Rosales; Rosaceae
Product: protein MON2 homolog
Exons: 44
Coding region: 1-4914 (1637 amino acids)
Source: RefSeq, a predicted model, not a curated record
AUGGCUUUCAUGGCGGUUCUCGAGUCAGAUCUUCGCGCUCUCUCCGCCGAGGCUCGCCGUCGCUACCCUGCUGUCAAAGACGGCGCUGAACACGCCAUUCUCAAGCUUCGUUCUUUGUCAAGUCCUGGUGAGAUUGCGCAGAAUGAGGACAUAUUGAGAAUCUUCCUGAUGGCUUGUGAAGUUAGAACUGUCAAGUUGAGUGUUAUUGGACUUUCUUGCCUACAAAAGCUUAUAUCUCAUGAUGCUGUUGCUUCAUCAGCUCUGCACGAGAUACUGUCUACAUUGAAGGAUCAUGCUGAAAUGGCCGAUGAGAGUGUUCAACUUAAGACCCUGCAGACUGUAUUAAUAAUAUUGCAGUCACCUUUACACCCUCAGACUGAGGACGAUAUGGCUCAAGCUCUUGGUAUAUGCCUUCGGCUUCUCGAACAUAGGUCCCCUGACAGUGUGCGCAAUACUGCUGCAGCUACUUUCAGGCAAGCGGUAGCACUGAUUUUUGAUCAUGUGGUUUGUGCUGAGUGUCUUCCUGCCGGCAAGCUUAGUUCUGGAGGUUACAUCUCUCGGACCAGUCCAGUUAGUGGUGAUGUCAGUUGCAGCAUCAAUCUUUCAGAGUCAAUGGAUGGAUCUGUUUCUGGACAGUCAUCAAUGAUGAGGGAGACACUAACUAAAGCUGGAAAGCUUGGGCUUCGUCUGCUUGAAGACCUGACAGCUCUUGCUGCAGGAGGAUCUGCAAUCUGGUUACGUGUCAGUUCUCUACAGCGGUCCUUUGCCCUUGAUAUACUGGAGUUUGUUCUGUCCAACUAUGUGGCUGUUUUCCGAACCUUGCUUCCUUAUGAGCAGGUCCUGCGUCACCAGAUAUGUUCAAUUCUAAUGACUUCACUUCGUACAAAUGCGGAGCUUGAAGGGGAAGCAGGAGAACCGUCAUUUCGUCGCUUGGUCUUGCGGUCAGUUGCCCAUAUCAUCCGGCUUUACAGUUCAUCUCUUAUCACUGAAUGCGAGGUCUUCCUUAGUAUGUUGGUGAAGGUUACAUUUCUUGAUUUGCCAUUAUGGCAUCGAAUUCUUGUUCUUGAGAUCUUGAGGGGUUUCUGUGUGGAGGCAAGGACAUUGCGGAUUCUUUUCCGAAACUUUGAUAUGAAUCCCAAGAACACGAAUGUUGUGGAGGGCAUGGUGAAAGCUCUUGCUAGAGUAGUUUCAAGUGUACAGGUUCAAGAGACUGGUGAGGAGAGCCUGGCAGCUGUUGCAGGGAUGUUUAACAGCAAAGCUAAAGGAGUUGAGUGGAGCCUUGAUUAUGAUGCAUCCAAUGCUGCAGUAUUGGUUGCUAGUGAAGCUCAUUCUAUAACCUUGGCAGUCGAAGGUCUGCUCGGUGUUGUCUUCACAGUGGCUACGUUGACGGAUGAAGCAGUAGAUUCCGGAGAGAUUGAAUCCCCCAGAUGUGAUUAUGAUCCACCUGCAAAGAAGACUGGAAAUGCUGCUCUUCUCUGCCUCUCAAUGGUUGAUUCAUUAUGGUUGACGAUACUAGAUGCGUUGUCCUUUAUUUUGUCAAGGUCUCAAGGUGAGGCAAUUGUGUUAGAAAUACUGAAGGGAUAUCAGGCCUUCACCCAGGCAUGUGGAGUACUUGGUGCUGUAGAACCUUUGAACUCCUUUUUAGCAUCACUUUGCAAAUUUACAAUCAUUUUUCCUGUUGAAGCAGAAAAAAGGAGCAUUACUCUACAAUCUCCUGGGUCCAAACGCUCUGAACAAGUAAUUGAUCAAAGGGAAAGUGUUGUUCUCACUCCUAAGAAUGUCCAGGCCUUGAGAACUCUCUUCAACAUUGCUCAUAGAUUACAUAAUGUGUUGGGCCCGUCCUGGGUUUUGGUAUUAGAAACGCUAGCUGCCCUAGACCGUACAAUCCAUUCUCCGCAUGCCACCACACAGGAGGUGUCCACGGCUGUGCCUAAACUUACAAGAGAAUCAUCUGGUCAAUCCAGUGACAUAAAUAUCCUUUCAUCUUUGAAUUCUCAGCUGUUUGAGAGCUCAGCUCUAAUGCACAUAUCUGCAGUAAAGUCCCUUCUUUGUGCACUGGGCCAACUGUCACAGCAAUGCAUGGCUGGUAUUUCAAAUGGAUCUGUACCCACAUCAAGUCAAAAAGUUGGAAACAUAAACUUUUCGGUGGAGAGAAUGAUAUCCAUCCUUGUCAAUAAUCUACACAGAGUGGAGCCAUUGUGGGAUCAAGUUGUUGGCCACUUUCUUGAGCUUGCGGAAAAUUCUAACCAGCAUUUACGUAAUAUGGCACUUGAUGCAUUAGAUGAAUCAAUAUGUGCUGUGUUAGGUUCAGACCAGUUCCCAGACAACACAUCAAGCAGAUCCAAUGGCUCAUCUCAGAGUAUUGUAACUGGGAUUACAAAUGUGGGAUCACUUGAAUGUGCUGUUAUAUCUCCACUAAGGGUUCUUUAUCUUUCCACUCAAAGUGUUGACUCACGUACUGGAUCUUUGAAAAUUCUUCUGCAUGUUUUAGAGAGGCACGGUGAGAAAUUACACUACAGUUGGCCAAAUAUUCUUGAAAUGUUGAGGUCUGUAGCAGAUUCUUCAGAUAAGGAACUCAUUACUCUGGGCUUUCAGUGCCUACGGGUGAUUAUGAAUGAUGGACUUUCUACUAUACCUGCAGACUGCCUUCAAGUAUGUGUAGAUGUGACUGGAGCAUACAGUGCUCAAAAGACAGAGCUGAAUAUAAGUCUGACAGCAAUAGGCCUCUUAUGGACAACAACUGAUUUUAUUGUAAAAGCUCUGAUCCAUGGACCUGGUGCGGAGAGGGAAACAGGGACUUCUGAUGUGCAUCCUAUUCUAAAGCAAUUGGAUGGUGACGUACCAAAAGAAAAAACAAUCAAUGGCUCAGAUAAUGCCAAUGAGCAAGUUCCCUUAUUAACCAUAGUUGACAGUGACAGACUGCUGUUCUCUGUUUUCUCAUUACUUCACAAGCUUGGAGCCGAUGAGAGGCCAGAGGUUAGAAAUUCAGCGGUCAGGACAUUAUUUCAGACACUUGGAAGUCAUGGGCAAAAACUUUCAAAAAGCAUGUGGGAAGAUUGCCUUUGGAAUUAUGUGUUUCCUACCCUUGAUCGUGCUUCUCACAUGGCUGCAACUUCAUCGAAAGAUGAAUGGCAUGGGAAAGAACUUGGCACUCGAGGAGGAAAAGCAGUUCACAUGCUCAUACAUCACAGUCGCAACACAGCUCAGAAACAGUGGGAUGAGACAUUAGUACUGGUCCUUGGUGGUGUAUCCCGUAUUUUACGCUCAUUCUUUCCUUUUCUUAGAAGUUUAAGCAACUUUUGGUCAGGAUGGGAAUCUUUGCUUUUAUUUGUGAAGAAUAGUAUAUUAAAUGGGAGCAAAGAGGUUGCCCUUGCUGCAAUAAGUUGCUUACAGACACCUAUUCUUUCUCAUUCUUCCAAGGGGAACUUGCCGACGCCUUACCUUGAAUCAGUACUUGAUGUUUACGAGCUUGUUCUUCAAAAGUCAACAAACCUGAGUGGAAAUGCAGCCAGCAAGGUGAAACAGGAGAUUCUGAACAGUCUCGGGGAACUAUAUGUGCAAGCACAAAGGAUGUUUGAUGAUCGAUUGUAUACACAGUUGCUUGGAGUCAUACACAUGGCUAUUAAACCAGCCAUAGUGGCCAAGGAUAACUGUGAAAUUGACUAUGGACAUGUUCCACCUGUACUACGUACUGUGCUUGAGAUUCUUCCAAUGUUAUGUCCAACAGAGCACAUUCCUUCAAUGUGGCUUAUUCUUCUUCGGGAUUUUUCUCAAUAUCUGCCAAGAUUGGAUUCUACUGUACAAAUUGAGGAAGAUGAUGCGGAGGAAGUUAGCACUAAUUCUCCGAGUUCUUUAUCAAAGAAAUCAGCAACAGCCAGCAUUCCUAAUUAUAUGUUUGCGGAAAAGCUUGUUCCGUUGUUGGUAGAUCUUUUCCUUCAGGCUCCAGCUGUUGAAAAGUAUAUCUUGUAUCCUGAAAUUAUUCAAAGUCUUGGGAGGUGUAUGACAACAAGAAGAGACAAUCCAGAUGGUUCUCUUUGGAGAUUAGCUGUUGAAGGCUUCAAUCGCAUUCUUAUUGAUGAUGCCAGCAACUCAACUGUAAAUGCUGGAUCAGAUUCAUGCGCUAGUAAGCCUGCAAGAACACGUAUAUGGAAGGAAGUUGCCGAUGUUUAUGAAGUAUUCCUUGUGGGUUAUUGUGGCCGAGCUCUUCCUUCUGAUUCCUUCUCAACAGUGGAUGUAAAGGCUGACGAGUCCCUUGAGAUGACUAUCUUGCAUAUUCUUGGCAACAAGGUUUUGAAGUCACCAAGUGAUGCACCUAUCGAUAUUUUGCAGCGUCUCAUUUCCACCUUGGACCGCUGUGCUUCUCGUACUUGUUCUUUACCUGUUGAUUUUGUGGAACGCAUGCCUUCCCACUGCAGCAGGUUUUCCUUAAUUUGCCUACAGAAGUUGUUUUCCUUAAGCAGUUAUGACACCAAAGACCAUGAUUGGAAUACAGCGAGAUCUGAGGUGAGUAGAAUCGCAAUCAUGGUACUGAUAAUGAGAUGUGAAUACAUCUUAAGCAGAUUUCUGAUUGACGAGAAUGAAUUAGGUGGACGCCCAUUGCCAGCAGUAAGGCUUGAAGAAAUCAUAUAUGUUCUUGAAGAGUUGGGCCGACUAGUAAUUCAUUCAGAUACAGCAUCCAUUCUUCCCUUGCAGCCAUAUUUGAAAGGUGCCCUAUCAAGAGAAAAGAACUAUGAUAAGCGGUCACACCUUCUUGUUCUGUUUCCAUCGUUUUCUGAGCUUAUAGUAUCAAGAGAAGCAAAAGUAAGAGCAUCGGUGCAAGUCUUAUGUAGACUUGUCAGCAAAGAAUUGUCACUUGAAAGAGUUUCCCUUACCAGUCAAACUGUGGAAGAAUCUCAAAGUAUACAGCAGUCCUAAGUUGGUUCCAGAAUCUAUAAUAGUUUAAUACAAGGUUUGUUGAGGAAUUUUUCAUUCAUCCUCGAUUUUUUAGUGUUGCAUAGUUUGUGUACAUUAUGUCAAAAUAUGUUGUAUGAAAACAGUUUCCUCAGCAUGAUGUGUUGGGGAACCAGAUUUUGAUUGUUUGGUGUAAAGGCUGUAAAGAGUUCUCUUUAUUUAAGACUACAAGUGCAAUGCCAAGCCGUGCGAUAUUGUGUUG